AAUUGUUCCUUACCCGACGUUUAUUAAGUACUGACAGGUCAUGUAGCACACGGUCCAACAACACCCCCACCACUCAUUAUGGCCCUCGCCCCCGCCGGAUACAACUAUGCCAAGGGCGCAGGCAUCGAGUCCUUCCCAGCCGCCGUCGUCUUUGCGGUCCUUUACGCCCUUUUGCUCGUGUUCUUUCUAUUCAAGUCCUUUACGCGUCCGACGUUUGUCUUCUUCGUUCUCGCGUUCUUCUGUCUCCUUCGUUUUGUCGGUUUUAUCAUACGUGCAUUGCUGGCACAGGUGCCUGCAGAUGGCGAAAACAUCAACCUCUUCAUAGCGUAUGAGGUCAUCUACAACACCGGCUUCUUCGGUAUCAUAUACUCUACCUACACUCUCAUCUUGGACAGAGUCGCAUUCGCCAAGAAUCUACCCCGCGGCCCCAUUUACUACCUCCUCAAAAGGCGCUUCCUCUUCCGCCUCGCUUUGACCGCUGCUGUCUCCAUCGGUAUCACUGGCUCAAUUCAGGCCCUCCUUGGAACGCAACCCUCGACUAUCUCCACCGGAAACACCCUUCGCAAGGUCGCGAUUUACAUUUUCCUCGUUUGCGUCAUCCUCGUUUUCUUACAGGCAUUCAUCCUUGCACGUGUCGAGUUUUCAGAGGGUGGUUACAGCAGUGUCACCCAUAGUCCAGGUGGAAAGUACGGCAUUUAUUUGCUUAUCGUCGUCGCCCUUCUCCUCGUCGCAAGAGAAGCCUUCUUUGCCGCGACGAUUAACAAGCAGACGAUCCAGGAAAGCCUAUGGUAUCCCCUUGCGGCUCUGACCGAACUGCUUGCUGUCAGUCUAUUUACGAUACCCGGCCUCGUGCCAGCCCGUUCGGAGAUCCCCCACGACUCCGAGUGGGCGUAGGGCAAUGUGUUCGCAAUAUGCCCUGUUUUUCUGUGUUCUUCGUGUCUGGAGUGUGUGUAUGGGUUGCCUAGAAUACGAAUAAGACGAUUUGCUUGAAACUGUUUUCUUUUGUUCCGUGCGCAAAGCAGGUGACAGCCUGGCCCUUUUGUUCCCCGAUUUCCGCGAGAUGAUGUCUACGCAGGGCACACAUCCUCUGUCCC
Molecule: messenger RNA, 1094 nt
Organism: Pisolithus orientalis
Lineage: Eukaryota; Fungi; Basidiomycota; Agaricomycetes; Boletales; Pisolithaceae
Exons: 6
Coding region: 79-894 (271 amino acids)
Source: RefSeq, a predicted model, not a curated record